AUGUACCUGAAUGGGGAGAAGAUCGUCGACAACGACGGUUGCCAUGGUGAAAGGGAAAGGAGCAGCGGCAAGCAGUUCCUUUCCGCAGGUGCCCACUACCUGGUCGUGGACAUGUGCGAGAAAAAAGGCGGAGAAGCCUUCAAGAUGCGGUACGAAGGGCCAGACACCGACAACAAGAAGAAGACGAUCCCGGCGUCUGUGCUUAUGCACGAGCCCAAGGCCCGGUGCCAGGGUUUAGGGUUUAGGGUUUGGGGUUUGGGGUUUAGGGUUUAG
Molecule: messenger RNA, 273 nt
Organism: Symbiodinium natans
Lineage: Eukaryota; Dinophyceae; Suessiales; Symbiodiniaceae
Source: the annotation of a GenBank genome assembly